This is a messenger RNA of Caretta caretta (loggerhead turtle), 4596 nucleotides long. RefSeq names its product kelch domain containing 7A (gene KLHDC7A). NCBI's taxonomy places the organism in Eukaryota, Metazoa, Chordata, Testudines, Cheloniidae. The record is from RefSeq and is a predicted model, not a curated record. Gene Ontology annotation, molecular function: protein binding.
UUUGCCUUUUGACUUACUUGUAUUUUUUCUAAGCCUCUCUGUUUACCCGGCUAAUAAAGCCAGCUCCAUGUCACUUACUGUCUGCUGCCUGGCAUGCACAUUUGCACCUGAGCCCAGCCCAGCCCACCUUGCUCAAAUAUGCAAAGCUGCUAUGGAAAGCAGACACUGAAUGCUCCAGCCGCCAGCUGGAAGCCUGUGCCAGUCUAUCUGCCGCAGGUGAAAGUCACCUUGCCCCCAAACUCCUCGGGGAGCUCAGAGAGAGAGAGAGGCCUGCUUUGCCUUGAGCUUGUCCCAGCGUGGCAAUCGUUAAUCAGAUUCUUCGCAUUCCUGACUGCUGGCCUGUUAUGGAAGAAUGACCAAGGGGGAUCAAGUCAGCCAGGACUGGCAGCCAGACAUGCAGCUCACUGGGAAGCUGGCACUUUCCGCAGCAGCUCUGCUUCUACUGACUUUGGCUUAUAGAGUCUAUAAGUCCCGGCCAUCCAGCCGCAGGAUCCGAAAAGCCGACCGUGGAACAGGGCAGAGAGAAAAGGCUGGAUCUGGAAGGGGAGGCGCAGAAGAAAUGCCACAGGGACUCAGGUACAGGCAAGUCAACAGCAAUGGGGUGAGGCCAAGCAGCAGCAAAGGGAAUCAAGGUGCGCACCUGGGUGGGACGGUCGUGCCGGGAAAUGCGCGGGGCCCACAAAGCACACCGCUCAGGGAAGAUCAAAGGCUGCCGAAGGGGGAGGAGGAGGAGGAGAAAGAGAAGGGAACAGAGGCUUGUCAGCUGGUCACUGAAUCACAGCCAGGCAGAAAGCAGCCUGUUUCAGAGGGAGAGGGGCAGAGUCCAGGUGUGGUCCCGAGCGCGGGGCCGAUGGCAACAGCAGACGGUGCAGAGCAGGAGGCGCCGGUGGCAGAAACAGAAGCCGGGGGUAAGCGUAACGUUUGCGGUCUGGCAAGCAAACCGGACGGCUCUGUAGAGGACAGCAGGGACGUAGCCUCGCAGCAAUCUGGGUUUAGCGUCAGCCUCAGGCACAAUCCUUGCAGCACCCAACCAGGAAACGCUGCUGAGCUCACAGCAGCUGACAGAUCCACCCCGAACACUGAGGAGGAGGAGGAAGUAGGAGACAUGAGUGAGAGUUUGGUUUGGAACCAGGAGGCCUGCGCUGGCCAGGAGAGGAUUCAGACCCUCAAUGCCACGUCAGACAUGGGCUUAGCCAUCAACCAAAGCAAUAAGAGGUCUGAGGCCUCCUACGCUUUCUCCUCUGUUGCAAAGAUACAGGUGGAGGAAAACUAUAUUAAAGAGAGGCAGCCCAGGGAAGAAAAGCCACGGCAGUCCACAUCCUCUGCUACUAGCCUGCGAGGCAAGGUCUAUGACUACUACGUCCAGUCCACCUCGCAGUCUGUGUCGAAGGAGCGGCCCUGCUCGUACACCGGCUCACUCUACGACCCUGACAAAAUCCGUGAAGAGCUAAGUGAAUAUGAAACUUGGCUGCGCAUGUCUACACCCCAAGAACCAGCCAGGGAGUCGGCAGUGGGAGAUGAAGACCGAGCAUCACCAACAGCAAACACCCCACCCAUCUCUCCCAGUCUCCUGCCUUCCAGACAUCCCACAGAGAGUGGGGAGCCUGCAGACUGGGGUGGUGCAUCUGAUCAGGGCAGCUCCUUCCCACCCGCCCAGAAGACAGCUGAACCAGAACGCAGGUUGGGCAGGAAAGAGAGUUUCCACCAAAUUGCAGAUAACCCCGAACUUCAGGUGCAGAUGGAAGGGUUUGGGGCUUUGACACCAGCCGGCAGAAGAUCUGACUCAAGCACUCCCCCCACUAGUCCUCUCCGCUCCGGCUCCGUCGUUUCCUGGGUGGAAUCGUUUCACAGGCUCCAGCCUCAAGCAAGCAACGAACCCAGAGUGGAACUCAUUGCUGGUGCCAACUUCUUCAAAGUCCCAUUAAGCUUGCAGUCCGACGUGGACAUUCACUUGGAUUUGGGGAACUGCUAUGAUGUCCUGUGCAUGGCCAAGAAGCAGAAAGUGGACAGUCUCCAGGAGGCAGCUUAUAAGGUCAUGAGCGACAAUUACCUUCAGGUCCUGAAGAACCCAUCAAUCUACGGGCGCCUCAAUGCCAGGGAGAGGGAGCUGAUCCUCCUGAGGAGGAUGAAGGGCAGGAAGUACGUCACUGUGGCGGACGUCAGCACUCAGGAGCAGAGCUUGCACACCAGCAGGCUCUGUUACUAUGAUAAUGAAGGCGACGUCUGGCAUCCGCUGUCCUAUAUGCCAGUGGAGGCGGUUUCUAGGGGGUGUGCCAUCUGCAGCAUGUUCAAUUACCUCUUUGUGGUGGCUGGCUGCGAAGGGGUGGGCCAGCACCAGAAGCCUUCCAACAGGGUCUUCUGCUACAACCCCCUGACCAAUAUCUGGCAGGAGAUCUGCCCACUGAACCAAGCCAGGCCUCAUUGCAAGCUUGUCGCCUUGGAUGGGUGCCUGUAUGCGAUUGGGGGAGAGUGCCUCUAUACUGUGGAGAGGUAUGACCCCCGCCAGGACCGGUGGGCCUUCACCGCGCCGCUGCCCAAUGAUACCUUCGCCGUGGCCCACACCGCAACGGCGUGCGACGGGGAGAUUUAUGUGACCGGGGGCACACUGCGCUACAUGUUGCUCCGGUACGUCAGCCGGUCGGACAGCUGGAAGGUCAGCAUCGCCGGCGGGAGCAAGGACCGGACCACCGAAAUGGUCACCGCCGGGGGCUUCAUCUACCGCUUUGACCUCAACCGCAGCAUGGGCAUCAGUGUCUACCGCUGCAGCCCGAAAGCCAAGCUGUGGUACGAGUGCGCCACCAAACGCACGCCCUUCCCGCCCUGCUUCCAGUGCGCCGUGGUCGAGAACCUGGUCUACUGCAUCAGCCGCCAGUCCAACAUCAGGUUCCUGGCUGACUACGUCUCGCCGCGCUUCGGAGUCAAGGAGUUACAACUUUUCCCUUCCCCCCGAGGGACCCUCUUCCCCGUCGUCCUGGUGCUGCCAGACAGAGGCACGGUGCAAACAACGGUCUGAUGGGAAGCUAAAAAAAAAAAACCCUGAUUCUUCUCUCUUCUUUUGUCCUGUGCUCUUGGGCCAAAGGCAGCUCCCAGAGCCUGAGCCACAGAACUCAGAGCCUGGUCAAAUCCGGACUUCCCUGAAGUCCAGGGAUAUUCACUUCCACAGAUCUAAUUCAGCCCAUUAUAGAGAUGAUCCAACUGUGGCAUUUGCAUCCAAACUUUCAGGGGGGCUUUUAUCCUUGGUUCAAGCCCUUCUCUACUUAAAAAGCAGCCGGCGGCCAUGCAGGCCCUGGAGGGUGGGGAGGAACAAAGCAGGCUAACUGUAUAUUUCCAUUGCUAGCAAAUGCCUCCCACUAGCCGUUCCCGUUCAUCUGCCACAGAAGAUGCAAACAGCGGGUGCAUUGGGUGGGUGCCUUUGUUUUGUGGAUCCUUAAAUGCCUGUAAAUGUGGGUGCAAAUUAAAUGCAGGCCUCAGGCUCCUGGGAAGUUGCCACAGGGGAGCAAAGUUUGGGACACCUCUACAGUAAUUUUCCACUGUGCCUGGUGCGGUACAUCGCUAUGCCUUACAGGCAAGGGGUGUUUAUUACAUACCAGAAAGACAGUUGCAAAGGGAGCUCCCUGGAGGUUUUUCAAGUGUGCGGGUGGAGGGAGGGAGUCUGAAAGGGACAGCAUCCAGACUGUGUCAUUUCCACCAGUGCCAUGUCAAGGACUUCAGCUGCCUGCGAGGGCUGGAACUGAGGCAGGGUAUGGCCAUAGGCAUCAUCACCUAAAGCAAGCAGCUGAGCGGCGAGCCCCAUGUCCCCGUGUCGGCAGCCCCAGCAGGGAGGCCAGGAGCUGAAUGGGCUGCGGCUGCGGAGCCAGCUCAGGGCUGUGGCACCCAGGCAGGGCAUCAAGGGGGGAGCUGCCAUUGUUUAUGCCCAGGCCAUGAUCAUUCAGCGAGUAAAGAGACAACUUCAGCCUCCGCCGGGCCUGCCAAGAUGGCGCUUUCCAACAGCACGGUACGUUUUUGAAUGGCUAGAGAACUGGGCCGCUUCCAAAAAUAGCCCCAGGUCCCAGCCCACACCGAAUGCAGUUGCAGUUUCCAUGGCAAACGUCAGUGAGGCGAACUUUGCCCCAGCUACUGAGCCAAGCACGGAGAUCAGCUACCUGCUCUGGGCCUGGUUCACAGCUGUCCCGCGGCCCCUUUGCACUGGCUAUGAAAAGCAGCGGCCCAGCCCCUCGGCGCACAAGGCUUUUCUUACAGCUGUCUGUGCUCCCCCCUCCUCCUCCUCAGCAAGAGCUCCAGUAGCACCUAGCGUCUCCAGUCUGGAUCAGUCCCCACUGAUGUACAGCUGCGUAAGGCUAACUGUUGUGCUUUGGUCAAGUCAUUUAACCGCUCUGUGCCUCAGUUUCCCCAUCUGUAAAACGGGGAUAACGAUACUUAGCUACCUUACAGAGCAUCGCUAAGCUAAUUCAAGUCAGUGAAGACUAUGAAAGCCCUUCCGUGCAAGAUGCUAUCUAUUUAUUGAUCUUAGGGAUAUCCAAAGCACCUCUUGCCUUGUUAUCUAAAUGCUACAGAAGUACAAAUGUUUGGUAUUGAAUAAAACUAACCAAGAUCGGG